AUGAGCGACUCCGCCUCCGCCUAUGAGCCCGACGACGACCCCGAGUCUGAGUCCGACUUCGAACAACCCGAAUCCGAAUCCGACUUCGAGCCACCCCGCUCGCCCGAUGAACGCUCUACAACUCCGAAUCAAGAUUUAAACGAAUAUGAUUACCAUCGCGACCCGUCAUUCAAUGGGAUCGGGCGACAACUCGGCGAUGCGCUUAUGGAACGCGUCCCGCAAAUACGUGGAUCGCUCACAUUUCUCCGAGCCUACGCCCACAUGAUUGUACAAAACGAGGAGAUUAUAGAUUAUGCCUCGCUGAGAGAACUUGACAACCCAUAUCAAGUCAGUCAACAUGGCUCGAUGGUCUGGACCCCGACAGAGAAAGAAGUGUUCUUCAAUGCACUGGACCGGAAGGGAAAGAGUGGCAUUAAAGAGAUUGCUGCUGCAAUCGGUACCAAGUCGGAACUUGAGGUUAUGGAAUACAUCCGGGUUUUGCAUAAGGCCUUGACGGCCCAGUAUAGUUCCGACGUGCACCUGGAACGCAUGCCUGUCUUGAGCGAUGUCCUAGCGGCUACAGAGGUCAGCGAGGAAUGUUGUGGACUACUCGAGGAAUAUGCAGAUGUUCUAUCAUUGAAGGAGUCUCUUAUUGAAGCUCAAACCGGAACACAGCAACACGGAGAUAACUGGAUCAUCACUCGUGCUCGUGCACAGGAUCUGGAGGCCGAGGAGGACGACAGUGCUCGAGGGGAUCUCCGCCUUGCAUCUGAUUUGCUGAACCUUCCAUAUUGGCUUCGGCUUUCUUCUUCUUUGUUCAUGAACCUCGGUGGCACACAAGCUGAGAACAACUGGUGGAACCUUGCCAAGAGACAGGACCUAAUCACAGCGUAUGGACAUACCCCGUCCAUGACUGCAGAUACCGCUGUGGAGUUCUAUUCCCUCGCUGUUAGUGUCACGCGCCGCUUGAUCCAAUCAUCCCUCUUCUUUGCAAUGUCAAGGUUGCGCAGCUCGAACCGCAGUGGGAAUGACAAAAAAGGAUACAUUCGAACGCAAGAUGUGCGGGCCGCCAUUGAAGUGCUCAACAUGAAGCAUUGUAGGCCUAACUUUGUGGACAUUGCUCGUCGCAACGAAACAGUCCUGGAAGACAUCAACAACCGGAAAGGUUGGACGGCUAUGACAUUUACCUACGAAGAAGCCAAGGAGAUCCUCGAGAAACACGAGUGGACCCGAUACCGUAAAGAUGGAAGCAUGUACAAUGGUGACAACGAUGAAGAGGACAGUGAAGAUGACGCCAUAACUGAUGAUGACAUCGGAACGGACGAUGAUAUCGAAAUGGAAGUCAACAACCAAGAGGCAGAACUUCAACCAGUGCCAGAACUGGAACUGGAGCCAGAGUUCGAACUUGAUUCAGGACUAGAGGACUCUGAUCACGACCAUUUGCUCACGCAAGAGCCCUCCAAUAUGAGAGCGCCAAUUGCAUUGCCAGACGAAGUGGAAAUGGACCCAGAAGAAAAGGAAGCAGAUAUCGCAGACCAGAACAACAGCCAUCGCGAAGAGGCCAACUUCCUGAAGUUAAUGGAACGACCCGUGCCGGCCAUCCUUGAGGAACCUUUGAAGGCAGAAGAACCCGAGGACGAGAAGACGCUACUGCCAGAGCGCAGAAUCAGAGAAGAUAUCUUCAAUUGGCGUGACCGGACCGUCUACCGCAGCGAGUGGGAGGAGUACGGAUACGACUUCGCUGAUCUGAAGGAAGACAUAGAAAUGCCUCCGCUGAAAAGGCCCAGAUACAACGAACAAGCAGUUGUUCUCUCUGCUCCGGUUCCUCCGAGCGAGGACGAUGAUAAUGGAUCUCAGCAAGGAGAAAACCCACCAACCGCUGGAGAGUCCUGGUUGCAAUAA
This is a messenger RNA of Penicillium expansum, 1881 nucleotides long. RefSeq lists its product as uncharacterized. The coding region runs from base 1 to 1881 and encodes 626 amino acids. NCBI's taxonomy places the organism in Eukaryota, Fungi, Ascomycota, Eurotiomycetes, Eurotiales, Aspergillaceae. Gene Ontology annotation, molecular function: RNA polymerase I general transcription initiation factor activity; rDNA binding. The record is from RefSeq and is a predicted model, not a curated record. Gene Ontology annotation, cellular component: RNA polymerase I upstream activating factor complex. The transcript has a single exon. Gene Ontology annotation, biological process: transcription initiation at RNA polymerase I promoter; nucleolar large rRNA transcription by RNA polymerase I.